AUGGAACGAAUCGACAUGCAGCAGCUCAAGUCGGGCGAGGUUAACCUGGGUACCUCGAUCAUGGCGGUUCAGUUCAAAGACGGCGUAGUUAUUGGCGCAGACAGUCGAACAACAACGGGCAGCUAUAUUGCCAACAGGGUAACCGACAAGCUUACCCAUGUUCACGAUCGUGUUUACUGCUGUCGCUCGGGGUCUGCUGCCGACACCCAAGCUGUCGCUGACAUUGUCCAUUACUACCUGCAACUCUACAGCCAAACAUCAGGCGCUCCCCCACCCGUCCAUACUGCUGCUUCCUUAUUCCAGAAAUUAUGCUACGAAAACAAGGACAAUUUAUCAGCUGGAAUCAUCGUUGCGGGUUGGGACAAGGAAGUUGGCCCUAGCGUCUACAACAUUCCUCUUGGUGGUGGUCUGUUCCGUCAGCCAUGGGCAAUCGGUGGCUCUGGCUCGACAUAUGUGUAUGGAUAUUGCGACGCGACAUACCGAGAAGGCUGGGGACGCGACGAAACAGUAGAAUUCGUCAAAAACACACUCGCAUUGGCCAUGGCCCGUGAUGGCUCAUCUGGAGGCGUAAUCCGGAUGUGUGUUAUAACAGAGGAUGGCGUUGAGCGCUUGUUUGUGCCGGGCAACGAACUGCCCAAGUUUUGGACAGGCACAGAAGUACUAUCCCAACCGAAAGGCAAGGUCAUCGACCCACAAGUUGUUCCGAUGGCUGUAGAGUAG
This is a messenger RNA of Mycena indigotica, 720 nucleotides long. RefSeq names its product Proteasome subunit beta. Bases 1 to 720 code for a protein of 239 amino acids. Gene Ontology annotation, cellular component: proteasome core complex. The transcript has 5 exons. The record is from RefSeq and is a predicted model, not a curated record. NCBI's taxonomy places the organism in Eukaryota, Fungi, Basidiomycota, Agaricomycetes, Agaricales, Mycenaceae. Gene Ontology annotation, molecular function: threonine-type endopeptidase activity.